Molecule: messenger RNA, 1632 nt
Organism: Geodia barretti
Lineage: Eukaryota; Metazoa; Porifera; Demospongiae; Tetractinellida; Geodiidae
Source: the annotation of a GenBank genome assembly
UCGGCAGUGGGUGAUUUGAGAGCCACUAGCAAUGCCAGCUCAGUGACCAUUUCGUGGAGUGCUCCAUUCUCUCUGGAUGUGACUGGUGUUGAUCCUGAUAUCCGGUACUCUGUCCUCAUCUACAAUGUGACAGAUGAGAACAACCCAACAGCCAUCCUCUGUACUGACUGUAUGAAUAUCACUGAGACACAUUACACCUUCACUCCUGACUACCUCAGUCCUUGCCAUGUGUACGACUUCUCUGUCAUCCCUCUCAAUGGAGCUGGCCAGGGAGAGAGCAGUCCCUUUAUCUCUGGAUAUGUUUUGAAGUGUGGUUUUGUUAAAGAGCCUUGCAUUGAAGCUGUCUCUAGAAGUGUAAGCAGAGUGACAUUUCACAUAUUGGGAUGUAUUUGCAGCUACAGAAUGACUCCUAAACAAGGAGAUGGUUGCAUCAUUGCUGUGUCUCUAUCUUUACAAGAACUCACCUUUGACCUCUGUUCAGAUGGAGAAUAUUCAUUUGAAGUUUCUACCUCACCCAUUCCUAUCACUACACAUGAUGUCCAGAGUGCCACAGUUUCUAGUGUCAGAGAUGAUGGUGAGAUCAUUGUGACUGCAGAAUUCAUCAAAAGCACGACAGCCAGAGGAUGUUUUGUGGUGCUGCAGUCUGGGAAUGAGUCCUCUGCUGAUGUGUUCAGAGCCUUGCUAAGACCUGGGCCUAACACCACCCUGACUAGCACCAUCAGUGACGCACCAUCAUCAACAUACAGAGCCCUUUUCUAUGACCUGGAGCAAGAUGGGAUCCCUAAUAGGAGCCCAGCACUAUAUGAACCAAACAAUGUCAUUACUGCUAAUAGGAACGAGGCAGUCUCUAAAGUAGUAUCUAAUGUUUUGAAUAAUGUGAGUUUGGUCAUCAAUGACCCGGUGGUUCAGAUAAGGUGUGAGUUCAAAGAAGGUAUAGAGGGAGCCUCAUGUGUCCUGGUCUAUCGAGAGUAUGGUAACAAGACACUAGUGGUGGAGGAAUAUCCUCAGAACACUGUCUUCCCUGUGACUCUGACUGUUGAUGGAGAUCAAUACACAUUCGCAGUCUUUGGAAAGAGCAGUUUUGAUUUAGAGGAAAGACCAAUUGUAACAAGAAAUGUACAAAUAACUAUGACAACCACAACACCACAGACUGAAGUAACCACUUCAGAUGAGGAAAGGAUAAUGGAUACGCAAGUUGUUGCCAUAUCCAUAGGUACGGCACUAGCAGGUGUUACGAUAUGUCUCACAGCAGUGUUGGUGCUACUGGUGGUAUUCAGACAGUGCCAUGCCCACAAGAAGAAGCGAUCUGCAGCACCAGUGGCAGUGUAUGAUGAGGUAGUUCUUCCCCUGACCACCACCUCCUCCAUUCCAACUGAGCCGUCUCAAACUACUACCAUCCCCACUACUGGCAAUGUGGCCUAUGAGACCACAACUCCCAUCAACACUGCUCAUAAUGUGGCUUAUGAAACUCAUAAAAUUCAGUCCACCUGAUGUUGUCUAUUUUUAUAGUGUUCUUGUAUACCACCACCAGUAUAAUUAGCUAUUGAGUCAUGACAGUGAUCUUGGCACCAGAUGAGCCUGACUCUGUUGGUAUGUUCUGUUGUAAGAAAAUGGACUUGUAAUAUUAAUUUU